GGCGGGGCGGGGCUCCGCAUGGGCGCGUGCGCCGUGCCCCUGCGCCGCGGUUGGAGCGGGCCGGUGGGGGAGGCUAUGGCGGCCACGUUCUUCGGUGAGGUGGUUAAAGCGCCGUGCCGAGCCGGGACGGAGGACGAGGAGGAAGAAGACGAAAGGAAGAAGGAAACUCCCGAGGACAGGGAGGUCCGGCGACAGCUGGCACGGAAGAGGGAGGUGCAGCUCCUUCGAAGACAGACUGAUACAUCUUUGGAAGUUUCUUUGCUAGAAAAAUAUUCUUGCUCCAAGUUUAUAAUUGCUAUAGGAGGUAAUGCAGUAGCAUUUUUGUCAUCAUUUGUUAUGAAUUCAGGAGUCUGGGAAGAAGUUGGUUGUGCUAAACUCUGGAAUGAAUGGUGUAGAACAACGGACAGUGCACAUCUGUCCCCCUCAGAGGCUUUUUGUGUGUUUUAUCAUCAAAAAUGCAAUCCUUCAGUUUUCCUUUGUCAGUGCAGUUGCUACGUGGCUGAAGAUCAACAGUAUCAGUGGCUCGAAAAGGUUUUUGGCUCUUGUCCAAGGAAGAACAUGCAGAUAACUAUUCUCACAUGUCGACAUGUUACCGACUAUAAAACCUCAGAAUGUACUGGCAGCCUUCCUUCUCCUUUCCUGAAAGCCCUAAAAACACAGAAUUUCAGAGGCCGUGUAUGCUGUUCACUGCUAGAACAGCCGAAUAUCGUACAUGAUCUUCCCGCAGCAGUUCUCAGUUACUGCCAAGUAUGGAAGAUCCCUGCGGUUCUAUACUUGUGUUAUACUGAUGUGAUGAAGUUAGACCUAAUUACAGUGGAAGCUUUUAAGCCUAUACUUUCUUCCAGAAGCUUGAAGGGUUUGGUUAAGAAUAUUCCCCAAAGCACAGAAAUCCUGAAGAAAUUGAUGACAGCAAAUGAGAUUCAGAGUAAUAUUUAUACAUGACACCAAAGAAUGUUUGUAAUAUAUGUUACCUGUUCAUUCCUUUAUGGGGAGCAGUGUUUUGUAGGUUACUUCUUUGGGGGGGGUUUAUUUUGAGGGUACAAAACAGAAUAAAGUUGUAAAAA
Molecule: messenger RNA, 1064 nt
Organism: Otolemur garnettii (small-eared galago)
Lineage: Eukaryota; Metazoa; Chordata; Mammalia; Primates; Galagidae
Gene: PSMG1
Product: proteasome assembly chaperone 1
Exons: 7
Coding region: 19-942 (307 amino acids)
Biological process (GO): proteasome core complex assembly
Cellular component (GO): endoplasmic reticulum
Molecular function (GO): proteasome binding
Source: RefSeq, a predicted model, not a curated record